UGUGCCGGGGAUGGACCCGGCGGGAAAGAGUGGGAACGACAGUCGCAUCUGUGCCGGGAAUGGACUCGGCGAGAAAGGAUGGGAAAGCCGCACCUGUGUGCGGGGGAUGCAUCCGCUGGGAAAGGAUGGGGACGGCAGUCGCACUUGUGCCGGGGAUGGAGCCGACGGGAAAGGAUGGGAACGACAGCCGUACCUGUGUGCGGGGAUGGAACCAGCGGGAAAGAGGAGGAACGACAGCCGCCCCUGAGUGCGGGGGAUGCAACCGCUGGGAAAGGAGGGCAACGACAGUCGCACCUGUGCCGGUGAUGGAGCCGGCGGGAAAGCAGGAAAGGAACGACAGCCGUACCUGUGCCGGUGAUGGAGCCGGCGGGAAGGGAGGGGAACGACAGCCGCAGAGCGGCUCGGGAUGGAUCACGGCCACGCCGCCGCCAUCAACCGAAACGGCGGAGCCCCGCCCUCGGGACGGAGUCUCCCAAGCCCCGGAGGCAGUGUCCGGACGGGACACUGGUCCCUGCGUGCCACAAAAUACAGGCAAGCGGGAAAAGCACCGGCUCAGCAGGCAGGGUGACUCCGGGAACCGGAGCGUUUUGCUGUCCUUUAUUCCGGCUGGAACGCACCGCCGGAUCCCACCGGGCUGCGUCCCUGCACCCCCCGCGCGCUACUCGGAUGGUCGCCACCCCGCGCCCGUUUCCAGGAGACGGCGCCGGACGCCGGAAGUAGAGUGGAGUCCCAUUGGGCCAAGGGGCGCCAACGUCAGGGCGGGACCACCGGGCGGCGAGCGGGGAGGGGGGGAGUUCCCGGAUGUGGGGAGCACGGGGCUCCGCGUCCGUCGGGAACGGUCGGGUGCCGCCGGCAGCCUGUGCUGGUGGGGCUGCUCUGGGCAACCUCCGCAGUCACACAGCACAUGGCGUCCUCAGCCCUGCCGUGCCCUUCUGCAAGCGCCUAGUUGGGGGAUGCUUUUCUUGUGACAAAAUUUAGCCCUUGAAACAAGGGUUUUCUAUGUUUAACAACAGCGUGGAGUUUUCACUCGUUUUUUCAUUCUUGUUUUCAAGAACUUGUUUUCAUUUUUUCAUUGGGGAUCUGGGGUUUGAACCCAUUGAUGCAUUUCAACCAGUACUGAAAAAAGAAAUAGUACACUUAGAGGAAGGAGUCAAUGUUUCUUCUAGGCAGCAUGAUAACAGAUGGUCAGUUUUAUUAUUCCCACUCUCGAGGGGACUUCAGCAUGAUUUUAAACCCCUGUAAUAUCAAAAAGGAAAAAAAAAAAAAACAAACUCCAAAACCCCUCUUUAUUGUUGACAAAAAACUCAACAUGAGCCAGCAGUGUGGGCUGGCAGCCCAGAAAGCCAGAGGUAUCCUGGACUGCAUCAAAAGGAGCAUGGCCAGCAGGGCAAGGGAGGUGAUUCUGUCCCUGUUCUCUCUGUUCUUGUCAGACCCUGCCUGGAGUGCUGCAUCCAGCUCUGGUGCCUUCAAAAUAAGAAGGACAUGGAAGUGUUGGAGCAAGUCCAGGGGAGGCCAUGAAGGGCUAAGAGGACUGGAACACCUCUCCUGUGAAGACAGGCUGAGAAAAUAGGUGCUCUGUCCCAUUUUACACUGUAAGUUUUCAGUAAUUGCAGAGGUGACUUGUAAUUUAUCAAUAAAGCUACAGCUUUGAAGCUGCACAAGUAAGAUAAUUUUUCCAUUCUGUUUUUAAUGUAAAUGAGUAGUUGACUAGAUAUAAAUAAACCAAAUGCGUAAGUAGACAUCACUUUCUAUUAAUAAGCACAAGAAAAGUAUGCUUUGAAGAGGAAUUUAUUUAGAUUUUUAAAAAAUGUGUAUUUUAUCUGUGGUUGUGAUAAGAAUGACUGAUAUAAAGAAGAAAGAAUAGAGUAUUAGCUCAGUUGCACACAAGCCCUGGCAGCAGUUCAAUGGCACAUCUUAGAAUAAGUCAAUUUCAUUGUCCGGGUCCAAGAAGAUAAAACUAAGCCACAAUAACUAUCAAGUUACUGUCUUUUCUUCCAGAUUUCUCAUUUUUCAUCCUACCUACACUUUAUGUUAAAUUAGUCCAGGUUAAGAUUGUUUUUCUGCAAAGGGGGUAAAUACCCCAUGCUGGGAGAGUGAGGUUGCAUGAACUUUAACAUAAAUGAAGUCUGCUGAAAUCUUCAUAUAAUAGUGGCAAUAGCACUACAAAAUAGAGUGAGAGAAACAUACUAAAACAAACAUUUUAAAAAGUUUAGUAACACUUGAAUCAGAGAUUUAUAGCUUUUGAAAUUAAAUGUCUCCAUGAUAAAAAAAUUUCAGUAUAAUUAAAGGCAAACAUAAGGAGAUAUGUUGACUUAUACCACCUUUUUUUCCAACUCCUCCUUGUUGGGAACUAUGGGCACUUUUUUAUUGUUGAUACAUAUUUCAUUACAUGUCUGCAUGUUUUUUACAACCUGGGUACACAGUUUCAAUAUACUCCAGAUGGGGAAUUUUCCCUUUGAUUUGGUGAAAGAAUGGAGGAUUCUCUCUUCAAACAUGUUGCUUCAGGUAUGAGAGUUAUCUUGCAGAAAUAAAGUAUUACAAAUACAGAUCAGAGUGGUAAUUAAAAGAUUCUUAUCUUUGGCCUUUUAGUUAUUGUUUCAGUCUCUUACUCCUUUAUCCUGUUACUUAACAUGAUUUCAAGCAUUGUACUCAACUGCAGUGAACUUUUCUAUGGAAAUAUUUUCAGCAUUCAAGAACGGAAUGCAAAAUAUUCUCUGUCUUGUUUGCACCAUUUCAAUACUCUUAGCAAUUUGUGCAGCAAACUCAGCCUUGCUAUUUGCCUGGCUAUUAGAUGGGACAGUCAGAUGUAAUCAAAUUCUUGUUCUCAAAUAAAUAUAUGAUCUAAUUUAAGGCAAACUGAGAUCUCGUGAUUGCAAGCACAUAGUUCAGGCAUGCUUAAACACUUCACUGCUCUACCCUCAAUGGGUACUGCGUAAGCCUCUGACAUUUUGCCUGGUUCUCAAAAGUCUGACCAGUAGCCUUUAAUUUUAAUGUGUGUUUCCCUGUUUUGUAAGACGUGUUCUUCAGUGUGCUCUAAUGCCUGUUGAAAAUGCUAUACAGUUGUUUUAUUUUGCCAUAUGUACUAGCUUUUCUUUCUUUUUCAGAUAUCAUGAUUACUCAUGCUCUAUCCCAUCUUGUUAGUACACGGUGUUUAUUUCUAUUCCAGACUGACCCCAUUCUCAAGAGAAUUUCUAUUCUCGGCAUCUAGGGUAUGAUGAUUCAGUUGUUCAAAUAAAAUAUUCUUAUGUUCCAUUUGCUUGACAGUGCUGUCAUUCCUGGGAAGUGCACAGAGCCACUUUUCUGGUGUUUGACCUUUUUUGGCAGAUUGGUGGACAUGGGCACAUCUUUAUAUUGUACUUUUUAUUUUCAGAUUGUUUUCUAAUGUCCUCUUGAAACUGGCACAUAUUUUUACUGUUUGAGUGAAACUUUGUUCUUUAUUUUUGUAUUUCUGUGGUAACAUUAAUAUGUGAUUAUGAUAUCAUUUUGAUAUGAUACUGUGAUUUUGUCGCCUUGGUUUUCUGGUACAAGUCUGUUGUACUUACUGGUCCAGCUCAAAUUCAUUAAAUAAAUUCAAAUGUUACUGUUUUA
This is a messenger RNA of Passer domesticus (house sparrow), 3588 nucleotides long. RefSeq names its product collagen alpha-1(III) chain-like. The record is from RefSeq and is a predicted model, not a curated record. Lineage: Eukaryota; Metazoa; Chordata; Aves; Passeriformes; Passeridae. Bases 60 to 968 code for a protein of 302 amino acids. The transcript is spliced from 2 exons.